Messenger RNA from Brassica napus (rape), 2722 nucleotides. Its product is annotated as trihelix transcription factor GT-2. The transcript is spliced from 3 exons. The record is from RefSeq and is a predicted model, not a curated record. Lineage: Eukaryota; Viridiplantae; Streptophyta; Magnoliopsida; Brassicales; Brassicaceae.
UUAUAUUUAUAUAAAUAAUAUAUUUCACUAAAAAAAAUAUUUUCGGUUAUAAUUGUUUAAAUAAAAAGUUAAAUGAUCAUUUUUUAAAAACAAAUAGAGGAGGUGACAUGGCAAAAAUAUAGUUACUCAUUGACCGAUUAUUUUCACCUACGUGAACACUCUAUGUAAGGCUUAUAUCCUCCUUUUAUUACUUGUUUGAUUUCAAUUUGAAUCAUCAUACUGGUUAUUUAUUAAUUACCAUGAAUGUACUAUAUACUUGUAUAGUAACUAAAUAUGAAAUUCUCUUUAAUCAUUAGAAAGACGUGUAAUAGAUAAAUUUUUGUAAGUAAUUCACAGGUCACAAAGUGGAAGAUCCAAUUAUAUGUAAAAAUAUAUGAAAUGAUGUAGUUUAGUUUUAACAGUUCAUAAACAUUUCGUUUCAAACUAUUCGGUCUUGAGGUUUUGAAUUUUAUAUUGGUACUAUAUUCUGAAAUUUAAUUGCCGAAAUAGCUGAUCAACCAAUCAUUAAUCAUAUUUACGGUGAAGCAGACACACUAAUGAGAUAAAAUAUUCACACUUUUAUUUUCUUUGAAAUUAGUUUUUGGUAAACUUUUCUUAUAAGCAAUGAGAAGAUUCCCAAAUUAAAAGACAGAAGGAAAGCGAAAAAGGUUUCCCUUUUAAGUCCCACUCCUCUUUUUGUUAUAUAGGAAAAAUUAUACAGAAUAAAUAUCACGUAUAAAAUGUAUUAUAUUUACAACAUCUAGAUAAAUGGUCCUCCCACCCAAUUAAAAACCCAUAAGGUAAAAUCAGAAUAUAAAACAAAACAAAAAUACAGAAAAUUCAACCACAACUUCUUCUCUCAAAACUCUCCUAAUCUCUCUUCGAGAAAAAUUCAGAUUCGAGUUUAAAUAUGUCUGGAAACUCUUCAGAACUGUUAGAUAGCUCCGGUGACGGUGGCCUAGGCGGUUCAGGCGAGGAAGAGAAAGAUAUGAAGAUGGAGAAAACCGGCGAAGUAGGUGGCGGAGGAGGAAACCGGUAGCCAAGACCGGAGACUUUGGCUCUGUUGAGAAUACGUUCGGUGAUGGAUAAAACCUUUCGUGACUCCACUCUCAAAUCUUCCUUAUGGGAAGAAAUCUCCAGGAAAAUGAUGGAGCUUGGUUACAAGAGAAGCUCAAAGAAAUGCAAAGAAAAGUUCGAGAAUGUGUACAAGUACCACAAACGUACCAAAUAUGGUCGUACCGGAAAAUCCAAAGGCAAAACUUACCGUUUUUUCGAUGAGUUAGAAGCUUUUGAGACUAUCAAUUCCUAUCCACCUGGAUCCAAGUUCCAACCCGCAAAAUCUCCGGCAGCGACCACGACCACAAGGCAAAUGUUCCAUCUGGAUGGACUUUUUCUUGGGUUCACCCCCUAGGGUGAACUUUUAGGUUCACCAACCAAUAGAAAUCAACAGGUUAGUGUGAAACCCAUCACCACAAAUCCUACAUUCCUUGCCAAGCAACCGUCUUUAAGAAUAACUUUCCCCUUUUAUGACAACAACCAUACAACUAAGGUUGAUACUGGUUUUAAACCACCUUCGAGAGACUUGUUAAACAAUGUAUCAUCGCUGAAUCUUUUUUCGAGCUCGACUUCUUCAUCUGACGAGGAAGAAGAUCAGGAAAAGAGAUCGAGGAAAAAGAGGAAAUACUGGAAAGGAUUGUUCACAAAGUUGACAAAAGAGUUGAUGGAGAAACAAGAGAAGAUGCAUAAAAGGUUCUUGAAAGCUUUGGAGAGUCGCGAGAGAGAGAGAAUCUCAAGAGAAGAAGCUUGGAGGGUCCAAGAGGUAGAGAGAAUCAACGGUGAACACGAAACACUAGUCCGUGAGAGGUCUAAUAUUGCGGCUAAAAACGUUGCAAUCAUAUCAUUCUUACAAAAAAUAUCAGGAGGACAACAACAACAACCACAUCAGCAGAAUUAUAAAGUAUCACAUAGGAAAAAAUAUCAAAGUGAACAACAUUCAGUAUCCUGUCAGGUUGUACUAGAUACAACAAUGAAGAUAGGGACUUACAAUGGCAACCAUUCAGUAUCUCCUUGUUCUUCAAGAUGGCCUAAAACUGAGGUCGAGGCCUUAAUAAGAAUAAGAAAGAAUCUUGAAGCUAACUAUCUAGAAAACGGUACUAAGGGGCCGUUAUGGGAAGAGAUCUCUGCAGAGAUGAGAAGAUUCGGAUACAAUCGAAGCCCGAAACGAUGCAAAGAGAAGUGGGAAAACAUCAACAAGUACUUCAAGAAAGUCAAAGAGAGCAACAAGAAACGACCACUUGAUUCCAAGACUUGCCCUUAUUUUCACCAGCUAGAAGCGUUGUAUAACGAGAGGAACAAAACUGGGCCACUGCCAAUAUUGCCUCUAUUGGUUACUCAACCGAGACAGUUUCUUCUUUCACAAGAAACGAAGGCUCAGUUUGAGACUAAUCAGAUGGACAAAGUUGAUAAUAAAGAAGGAGAGAGUGGGGAGGAUGAUUACGAAGAUGAAGAAGAAGAGGGCGCAGGAGACAAUUAUGAGAUAAGUGAGUUUGAGAUUGUGUUGAACAAAACAUCUUCACCUAUGGACAUUAACAAUAAUCUUUUCACCUAAGUGGUUUUGUAUAAUAUUUUCUUUUAUAUACACUUCUGUUAAACUCCACAAUGGGGUAUACAAAAAGAACAUAUAAAACAAAUGUAAGUAAAUGGCUUGAUUUCUAGUUUAUAGUAUUCCUUAAUUUCCGUGGUG